Molecule: messenger RNA, 1770 nt
Organism: Gadus morhua (Atlantic cod)
Lineage: Eukaryota; Metazoa; Chordata; Actinopteri; Gadiformes; Gadidae
Gene: lrrc42
Product: leucine rich repeat containing 42
Exons: 7
Coding region: 262-1503 (413 amino acids)
Molecular function (GO): protein binding
Source: RefSeq, a predicted model, not a curated record
UACCCGGAACUACAUGAGUGGAGGCUUGUAGUACAAAUUCCAGUUGAGUUGAGUAGACAACAACACAUAACUGUGAGCAAUAAAUAAUAUGUCUAUAUAUAUGUCUCCGUAGCGGUCGAUGCCUUUGACCCAGACACGGGCAGCCAAGCCGGACAGCAAGUUUGAUUAUUAACGACUAUUAUUAUCUUUCUAGUUUGCUCGGCUGUCAUGCAAACACUGAUGCGUUUCAUGUCUGUUCUGUAGAAGAAACAACCAUCAAACAUGUGCAGUCUUGUUCCGGACAAUAGCACUCUUUAUAUCCGAGAGGGAGGACAGCUUCGUCGGGUGAAUGACAUCGUGCUUGCUGAGCCGAAGCCUGUGUCAUCCUGUAGAAGAACGAAACCGUUACCGAUGUUGUUGAAAAAGGAACACUUCAUCUUCACCUACAAUGCCAAGGGAAAUCUACAAUAUUCUCCGAGAUCUCUCUUCGACAUCUCUAUUCAAUUCAUAGCCGAAAACAUACACCAUGUGGACUCACUGUUAGACUUCCCUGAACAAAUAGGAGUUAAACUUUUUGCAGCCACGGAAGAGAAAUGUGUUUUUUCCAACCAAGAAACGGGCCCCAAAGCCCUACAAGUAUUCAAUGAUGCGUAUGGCGACAUGGUGCUGACAUCUCUUUGUCUUCGGAAUAGAUUUCCUCUGUUGUCUGAGAGGAUGUGUGAAAUCAAAACAUUUCAUAGUCUGAAGUCUCUUGAUUUGUUUGGCUGCCGACUUGGAGAUAGUCAUGAGAUCUUCCUGCAUCUGACCAGCAGCUCCUUGACUGGAUCACUGGUUGAACUUUUCAUUGGAGGCAACUGUCUGUCAGAUAUUGGCCUACAAAGAUUGACUGCGCCCAUUAGGAUGUUCAAGAAAGGACUUGACAACCUUCAACUUCUGGAUCUCUCUGACAAUCCAAUCUCUGAAAGGGUUAUCAGGUACCUCACUUGUCUCUCUAAUCUCCAAAAUCUUGAUGUAUCUGGGACCAAUUUUAAGCUUGGCCCAGUACUCAAGAAAACAAUGUAUGACCUGACAGGACUUGUUUGUUCUGAAAAACCACUGGACAUAUUUGAGCAUUCAAGAUGUAAAACAGAAGGUUGGGCAGAGCAUGUUGUCAAUCAAUGGGAAAGAAUUGCUUCACAAGUGCCGAAACUAAAAAAAAUUGAAGAUUCACGAAAAUCAGCACUCCGCUUCUUUGGCAGACAAAAGUUCAUCAGUGAUGUGCUGAAUUCGAUGCCCUUGGUACGGCAAAAUGAAGAUGAGGAUGCAACCGAAAAGCUCCAUUUUUACAAGCCCACCCCAAAGCACGGCAUUCCCAAGGUGCAAGUUAAUGACACAGCUGAGGAUUCACCGAAACCCUCCUGUCUUAACGCCAGAAAAAGGCAACGUCAAACAGAGGGCAGCGAGACUCGUCAGAGUCCUCCAGGAAAGCGCUUUUCCUCAUCAACGCUUACAGCCGCAGAUAAGGAUAUGUUGGACAGCUACUGAGCUGAUUUUUUUAUUAAAUCGUGAACAAAAGUAUAUAUUGCAGGCAAUCCCACUUUUAGGUGGAUUGAAAUGUGGAUGGAAUGAUUAAUGUUUUGCUGUUUUUCCUGUUUUUAUUAUUCCAUUAAUGUUUUGAUCAGCAUUUCAAUCUUGUUUGUUUCAACUGAAGGAGCAUGGCAGAGGGCAUUGCACAGUGAAGAUGUCACUGACACAUUGAGUCAGUUGUGGUGCAAAGAAAGGAUAUUUAACACCAUUAAAAUUAUAUCUUUA